Styela clava is the source of this 2994-nucleotide messenger RNA. RefSeq lists its product as uncharacterized. The record is from RefSeq and is a predicted model, not a curated record. Lineage: Eukaryota; Metazoa; Chordata; Ascidiacea; Stolidobranchia; Styelidae.
GUUGCAAUCCAGAUUAUUAAUCGUGAAUUCUUGAUAAAUUUUACAUAUCAAAUAUAAUUAGAAAUUUCUAUAGGAAAGGGAAGCAAAGUACAGUCUGCAGAUUGCACCACGGUAAACGACUAGAAAUGUAUAUCAGAAUAAAAAUGAAAGUAAUAUACACAUUAAUAAUUACGAUCGCGCUAAUUGUUGGAGGUAUUAAUGGGCGGAGGACUUCAGGUACGAAAAGAAAGAAGAAAGAGAAAAACGGUGGAAUAUUCUCUGUUGACACUCAGAAGGACGAAAUACCAGGAUGGCCGAGCAUGGACGUGAUUUUUGAAGCAGUGAGUCCCAGAGACUAUGGUAUACCGAGACAAUGCAGCGAAAGUGAAUUGAAAACAAUAUUGAAAAGAUGUGUUAUUAUUUGGCAAAGUUAUUGCAAGUGCAAGCAUUGUGAAAGUUGUGAACAGAAAUGGCCUCCCACCGAAACAAAAAACUGGAACAAUGGUCGCAAUCAUAUUGGAUGGGAACAGUUAGACGAAUCGUGGAAAUGGGUUGGUAAAUGUGCUUACAAUGCUACAAACCUAUGGCGGAUUUGGUGUGGCGAGCAGGGUGAAAUAACUAACAGGAACACUUCCCAAAAAGAGGAAUAUAAAUACUGGUUUCUUCUAAACAUUGAUGCAAAUUUUGGCGAAGAAAAGAUCACACAGUUGUGUAUUGAACAUGAAUGUCCAGAGAAACCCACUUCAGAAGAAACGAAAACCAAAAUGGGAGAAGAAAACGCAAAGUAUUCAACAACAUCGCCAGCGAAUGCAGUAACGUAUCCGGGACCAUAUGGCAAUGAAAAUUUUGUAACGAUGGACAUCCGUGUUGAGUUAGGUAGAAAUGGCCAGGACAAGGACAACCAAGAUAUAUCAGACGCGUUGGGCACUUCCCAGCUUGUGUUUUCUGAAAAUUGCGACAAUGACGAACUAAAUGAGAUUUUGAAAAGAUGUAUUAUUAUUUGGCAGGAAUAUUGCAGAUGUGCGGGGUGUGAUAAUACAUGUGGAGAAGAAGAAUGGCCUCCGAAAGCCACAGAUGCUUGGAGAGUUCAUGACCGAAAAAUUGGUUGGGAAGAAUUAGAUGGUGCGUGGAAAUGGGCCGCAAAAUGUGCCCAUAAUGCAACAGAAUUAUGGAGGUUCUGGUGCUAUGACUGGGCACCAGGGAUCAAUGAGGAAUUAACAGAGAGUGAGCACGAACACUGGUUUUUAACGCAACUAGGAAUGAACACACAUCCAAAAAUAGUGCAUGGAUUAUGUCAAAGUUAUGAAUGCCAAAAAUUCAACCUCAAAUUGGGAUCAACUACAACUGAAGAAUUGGAACCAUAUACGAGAGUAGUAUCAAAAAACAUCGAAAUUACUACAUAUACAAAGACCACCGGGAAACAAACCAACACUGCUAUUACGAACGAUGGUGCAACUUUGGGGAGUUCAAAUGGGACAACGGUUCCAAAGUGGGCUUACAUAAUAAUCGCAGUGUUGGGUGCAAUAGUUAUUAUUUUCUUCGUGUUAUGCUGCAUGUUCUUAUAUUAUCGCGGGCGAUAUAAAAAGGAGAGAAGCGAUCCACAGAUCGUGUUCGAUGGUCGACGAGGAGAAACAAGUGCAACAGACAGUAGUACAAAUUGGCAGCAUCAAACAAGUUUCACGUUCUUCGGUGAACGAGCUCUGCCGGGAAUAGACGAGAGUAUUUACCACACCAUCACAGAUGCACCUGCCCCACCAGCAAGUCCAACUUUCGCCAUGGCUUCGUUCUCGCCUCCCAAAAAAACAACCCAACGUAGCAAUGCUGGGCAAUCGGUUACGAAUGUCCUAUACCAUGAUACAAUACCAAAAUAUGCAGCCACCAGUGAUCCCAAGUCUUCCAACACGAACCGAAGCGAUCAGCUUGCGGAGCCUCAUACAUACGAAGACACUGGCAAUAUUCUUUCAAUAACCAGUCCAGGAAAUUUUGAAAGCGCUAAUACGCCCCCUUACUUCGUUCCCACCAGUGCAGUGAGUAUGAACGAAUACGACACUCUUGGCUUGGGUGAUGUACAACAUAAUGAGCAACAAAAAGACGAACCCGAAGUUGUCCGAAGACAAAACUAUGACCAUAUUCAGCUUCUUUGAAAAUAAGAAAAAUGAAUUAAAAGAAUGAUUUGAAAGGAACUCCGCUUCUGAUGAAACUUUGUCUGCUAAUCAUUACUUCUAUUUCAAUAUGGUAAAGCAAUAGAAUUGUUAUUUUUAGAAGGCUCUGUAUAUUAUCUUGAUGCAAAUACUCAAUAAUAAUCAGUAGUUCAAUGAGAUAAGUUAUAUUCUACAAUUCCUGUUGAGGCGCGCAUACAACUAUCACGCGGUCUGGCCAGAAAAGGGAUGGCAAAAUAUUAAAUAUAUAGCGGCUGCAAACAUAAGUAGCGUUUGUUUCAUCCAGAAAUUAUAUUUCUGCUUGACAAUACCGCCUACUUUAAUUACUUCAUCAGCCUAUAAUAAAUGAGUAAACAUUAAAUCUAAAAUUGUUAGCGCCUGCAUGUAUGAGACAUAGGAAUUUUUAAUACGCUAGGAGACAGUAUUGGCGUCGAGAGAUGACUCAAAAUUACGUAAAUUUACGUCAAAACGUACGUUUACCAUUGAUAGGCCAGGCCAAUGCGAUAAAUGAAUUAUAGUUAUGGCAGGUUAUUAUAACAUGAGUGUGUAUAUGUUGCGCUGCUCGUGUUUGUGAUUGAUACAAAUUAACGGUGUGUGCGUUAGCCCGCAUUUCCGCUUUGCGUAUUCUGCAUGCGUACGCCACUGCAUCAGCGCAUCAACGGAAGUCGCAUGAAGACAAGUAUUGGUGGUAGUUGCAUUGAGGUGACGCAUACCAAAAUCGGUCGAGAAAGAAGUCACUGUAUUAGUAGCAGAAGAAACGCAACCGCGAUGGUCAUCGGCAAGCUAGUAACCACAGAUUGUCAGCAAAAUUGUGUGAGUUUUACAUAACGACAUAUGUGAGUUACGUAAGUCCGCG